UUGUAUUUAAAGGCAAAGGCUGCAAAUUGCUCUAGAGUUUUUAAAUAGCGUAUGACGUCACUGUGACGUACAACUUAUCUACUUGCUAAACAAUCUUUAAUUGUGAUUAACGUACAAGAUACUAAACUUCAUAAAUUUGUAAGCUAUUGUUGCGCUUUUAGUGUAAGCAGGACCUCGUUUUAUUUUCUGUUUUUUUGGUGACGUUUAGGAUGACGUUGAGAUCAGUAUGGCAGCUUCCAUCGUCGAAGAACUCGUAACUCGUGCUUGUCGUUUGUUGCGUUGGAGUGUGUUCUAGAACGUUCGUUUUAUUUAGUGCCAUUGUUUCGGCGAUCGGCCAGAAGCCUCUUCCUCGAGUUUUCUGUUGAUCAAAGUAGUUAGCUGGGCCAGUUAAUUACUAUCGAAGGAUGGAGUCCACGAUGGAGCUGUUCGCCUCGGACCCGGACUUCUGCAAGCGGUGCGGUGCCGUGCUACCGCUGCCAGGCUACGAGGACUUCGUCGUGUGCAAGUUGUGCGGCGCCAACAUCGACGUGCGCAACUUCCACGGUCUCGAGACGAACUCGCGGGUGGUGUUCAACGACCGCAAGACGGCCCUGAAGAAAGCGGCGCCCGAGACGACCGCCAAGCCCGCCGGGCCGCUGGUGGACCGCAAGUGCUCGCGCUGCGGCCACGAGGGGAUGACGUACGCUACGCUGCAGACGAGGUCCGCCGACGAAGGGCAGACGAUAUUCUACUCGUGCCCCGAGUGCCUCUUCCAGGAGACGGAGAACUCGUGACUGCCCACGUUCGAUGUUGCCGACUUCACGAUGUUGCUGUUGCUUGAGUACUUCAGUGUCGGUCUUGACGCACGAUAUCGGCACAUAUACGUCUUACGCAAGUGCAGGGACUGAUGUGAACACAUUUGUGCACGAAGCGUACAUGAACCUCCUGAACUACUUCAGGAAGUCCUGGCGAAAUCGAACAGACCUUGGCGGCGCCGAGACAGAAAAGUGCGGUAGACCAAAAGGAGGCAAGCUGCUGAUGUCUGGUCGUAUAGAUCAGCUUCUGCUGUGCACAAUGCCAAUGGUUCUGCAUCAGCCAAGUUGAGUGCAGUGUGAAAAACCCGUGUUGAUGUUCUCGGUCGCGAGUUUUUAGGUUGAUUAAGUACGAGGUGCGCGCUGUGGUUUUCGUUUGAACCGGAGAGCCAUGGUGCACAGCUUUUGAAGUCCGCUCGCGUGGAUGCUUUUGUGGCUGCUUUUGUUGACACUGUCCCCAAACAAUUUUAAGGAUUGUAUACUGUAUGACCAUGUGUGUGCUACUUUGGCAAGUAGCUUGUCAAAAGUGCCCAAGCAGAUACAGACAGACUGGUUUAUGCAAGUUUGUGAAGUUAAUAAAAUGUUUUCAGCAAUUGCAAAA
Messenger RNA from Dermacentor albipictus, 1392 nucleotides. RefSeq names its product RNA polymerase I subunit RpI12 (gene Polr1H). Gene Ontology annotation, molecular function: zinc ion binding; nucleic acid binding. Gene Ontology annotation, biological process: DNA-templated transcription; termination of RNA polymerase I transcription. Lineage: Eukaryota; Metazoa; Arthropoda; Arachnida; Ixodida; Ixodidae. Gene Ontology annotation, cellular component: RNA polymerase I complex. The record is from RefSeq and is a predicted model, not a curated record.